AAAUUCCACCAACACUUGGGAAACAGUCAGCAUCAUCAGACAGCAGUAAAACCCAGAAUCGAACCGAACAGCCAAAAUCUCAUAGCAGAAUCUUUGGUUUAAUCCGAUCAUGGCUCAUUCCGCUCUCUCUCAGGUCCCAGUUACAGUGUGUUUCUCUUACAGCAGUGAUACAUCUCUUCCUAAGACCGUGUUUAAGGGUAAUAACGUAUCUUUCAACGGAAAAAAAUCAUGGAUUUCUCGUUUAUCUUCGGAUUUCAAAACCGCAAACUCGCGGUCAAAGGGAAAAAGUCGACCCGUGAUUUGCAUGUCAGUGGAACAAGCAAGCAAGGAGAAGGCUGCGAUUUCGCCUUUAAGUUUAGAAGAUGCGAAAGAGCCGCCAUUGCAUCUGUACAAGAAUAAAGAACCGUAUACAGCAACUAUUGUCUCCGUCGAAAGGAUUGUGGGCCCCACAGCUCCUGGAGAGACAUGCCACGUCGUCAUCGAUCAUGGGGGCAAUGUCCCCUAUUGGGAAGGACAGAGUUAUGGAAUCAUUCCUCCGGGUGAGAAUCUGAAAAAACCUGGUAGUUCACAUAAUGUUCGAUUGUACUCAAUAGCAUCUACAAGAUAUGGAGACUUCUUCGAUGGAAAAACAGCAAGUUUGUGUGUUAGACGAGCUGUCUAUUACGAUCCCGAAACUGGGAAAGAAGAUGCUUCGAAAAAAGGAGUUUGCAGUAAUUUCUUAUGUGAUUCAAAGCCCGGCGGCAAGGUUCAGAUCACAGGUCCUUCCGGUAAGAUAAUGCUUCUUCCGGAAGAAAAUCCAAACGGGACCCACAUAAUGAUUGCCACGGGCACAGGGGUGGCACCUUACAGAGGCUACCUUCGAAGAAUGUUCACGGAGAAUAUUCCCACGUUCAAAUUCAACGGCCUAGCUUGGCUUUUCCUCGGAGUGGCUAACAAAGACAGUCUCUUAUACGACGAAGAAUUCUCCGAAUACCUCCGGAACUAUCCGGAUAAUUUCCGGUUUGACCGUGCUCUCAGCAGAGAACAGAGGAACAGAAAUGGCGGGAAAAUGUAUGUUCAGGAUAGGAUCGAAGAGUACAGCGACGAGAUUUUCGAGCUUUUGGAUAGUGGGGCCCACAUUUACUUUUGCGGGCUUAAAGGAAUGAUGCCCGGCAUUCAAGAUACGUUGAAGAGGGUUUCGGAGACGAGAGGCGAAAAAUGGGAUGAGAAGCUAACACAGCUCAAGAAGAAUAAACAGUGGCAUGUUGAAGUUUAUUGAACUCCAUUACUAUAUUUUUCAAGAACUUGUCUGUACUGCUGUUAUUACUAUUAUUGAUUAUUAUUCAAAUUUAUAGAAAAUUAAAUUAUAUUUUAC
This is a messenger RNA of Erythranthe guttata (spotted monkey flower), 1354 nucleotides long. It is a transcript of the gene RFNR2, whose product is annotated as root FNR 2. Gene Ontology annotation, molecular function: oxidoreductase activity. The record is from RefSeq and is a predicted model, not a curated record. NCBI's taxonomy places the organism in Eukaryota, Viridiplantae, Streptophyta, Magnoliopsida, Lamiales, Phrymaceae.